Cuscuta campestris is the source of this 1388-nucleotide messenger RNA. The record is from the annotation of a GenBank genome assembly. Lineage: Eukaryota; Viridiplantae; Streptophyta; Magnoliopsida; Solanales; Convolvulaceae.
ACAAAUUCAUCAAGAUCAGAAAUUAAUUUUUUUAAUUAAUAUAAUUAUUACCCCAUAUUUCACCCAAAUAAACGGAAACAAAUUGUUGCAAAAUGACCAAAGUCGUUGCGGUCGUGGUGGUCGUAAUCUUCUUCACCCUCUCGCCGUCGCUUGCUCGAAUUCAAAUUAGUAAGCCAAAGUAUGAGGCUGUGGUUCGCCAACAUUCCGGCGCUAUGCCGGAAUAUGAUGACGUCAAGGACACUCUUCGCCUCCCAAGCGAAGCCUCAAAUGAGGAGGAAACGUUUGAGUUCGAUGGCCUGGUGGAACAGCCCGAUAAAACGGACCAACCUAUUGAAAAUCGGGCUGUGCACCGGCCUCGACCCAACAAUGAGUUGGGAAAGAAGCCUAAUGACCAAAAUAUAGACUUUGAGGGUGAAAACGCCCACCCCAAGUCAAAUGACUAUAAUGAGGUCAAAGCACGACUCGUUGAUCUCAAGCGUAACUCUUUGUUCCGGUUGAGAUCGGGGGUUCCCUACCGCCUAUGCCGCCACAACCACCUCCACCACAUCGAGGAAACCAUUCCCGACGGACCACAACUAGAAUUCCCCUUUGGAGACGAUGCCACGAUGCUCUCGCUGCCCGUAGAAAAUGCCGGUUUCGAGGAUCGGGCGGUGUUCCAUGACGAUAGCGUUAGCCAUGGCCGAUCGAAGCGUUUUCCGUUCCAAUACGACCUACACGAUUCUAACAACGAGAACGAGGCUCCAAACCGGUUGUCCAAAAACAGCCACAAUAGCUUUCGUGAAGUCGAGCCGAGGUGGGAAAAGUUCCUUCACCGCUACUACCACGACCAGCACCGCGGUCCCCGACAUCUCCGCCACCACAAAGGGAUGGUCUGGACCCGCUUCGCCGGAAAGGAAAAAGUGAAUUCCGGUAGAGAGGUGGCGUUUCACAACAAUGAAGGUGGCAGCAUGAGGAAGCGCAUUCGCAAAUUCUUGGGUCAGUAUUUUGGUUGAAGAAGAUGAUAUAUAUAUAGGUGAUCAAUUGAUCCUCUCGCGUAUUAGUUUUGGAUUUCAAUUAUAUUUAAUGUGUAGUUCAUUGGAUCUUCAUUCUUUUUUUGAGUUCUUUUUGUACAUAGAAUGCAUGUAAAUGAGAAUAGCCCGCACCCUAGCUUGCAUGAGUGAUGUUGAUGGUAGAAUCACGUUCACAAUUAGGUAUAUGGGAAUUCACUUAAAUAUAAUUAAAACAUAAUGACUUUUUCAAUAUAGGAUCAUAUCUUUUUAUUUUCUAAUGUAACACCAUUGGUCAUUAUACAUUAAUCAUUAUUCAAGUAAAUGUCUUACUAAGCAUUAUUAAGUUCUAUUUAUUAGGUAAUUAAAGAGUUUAAGUCCUAAGAAAAUGACUUAUGUUUU